This is a messenger RNA of Megachile rotundata (alfalfa leafcutting bee), 1087 nucleotides long. Its product is annotated as putative phosphatase phospho2. Gene Ontology annotation, molecular function: phosphatase activity. NCBI's taxonomy places the organism in Eukaryota, Metazoa, Arthropoda, Insecta, Hymenoptera, Megachilidae. The record is from RefSeq and is a predicted model, not a curated record.
CGAAACUCAUAAACUUUGUUUAUUCAAAAUGAUUUGUAUAAGAUAUUAAGAAAAUGUAAAAGAGAGAAACAUGUGCAGCUAAAUGAAAUGCAUCGGUCCGUACUUGUCGCAUUCGACUUUGAUCAUACGAUCGCCAAUGAUAAUACUGAUGUCGUGGCUCGAAAACUAUUACCCAAGGAAAAAUUACCUGACAGCGUUAAGGAUUUACAUCGUUCUAGUGGUUGGAUCCCGUACAUGGGGAAGAUAUUUGAAUUGCUACACAACAAUUCCAUUGAUGUGAAACAAAUAAAAAAUGCCGUCGUUAAUAUUCCACCAGUGCCGGGUGUCGAUGAACUUUUAAGAGAAUUACACACCCGUGGUUGUGAAAUUAUUAUUAUUAGUGAUUCAAAUACAUUAUUUAUUAACGAGUGGUUGAAAAGCAAAAAUUUAAAUCAUGUUAUCACUGAAACGUUCACUAAUCCCGCGAAAAUUUCUGAUGACGGUAUGAUAAGAGUAGAUAUGUAUCAUGUUCAAAAUUCUUGUAAAUUGAGCACCGUCAAUUUAUGCAAGGGUCAAAUUUUGGAAGGAUAUAUUAAAAAAAGAAACAGUGAAGGAACAUAUUUUGAUAGAGUGGUGUAUGUUGGAGAUGGAAAAAAUGACCUGUGUCCAAUUUUACGACUUUGUGAACGCGAUUUAGCAUUUCCGCGAAAAGAUUAUAUGCUGAUUAAGAUAUUAAAUGAUACCGCAAUAUUAAAUGAUACCAUAUUAAAUAAUACCACGAAUUGUGAAAUUCCGAAGCUACAAGCUGGCGUGUUUCCAUGGAAUCAUGGCAUUCAAAUCUUGGACAAGUUAGAAGAAAUAAUAGGUCUUUCUCAACCUUCUUUAUAAUUUCAACAAAUAAUAGGAGGAAACAAAAUAUGGUUUUUAAUCUGUCUUUUAUUAUAAUCACUAUGAAGAGGUAAAAAUAAGUAUGAUCAUGAAAUUGAAAGUUAGUGCCAUAGCCACAAUGUGCGAAUAUACUGUAUAUGAUUCCCUCGUCCAAACUAUAACAAAUAUGAACGAAUGUUUACAAAAUGAAUAAACUAGAACCUGAUUAUGUUUAAAUAAA